GAUGGAGAGUGAGGAAGAACCGGUUCCAGUGGAAAGUUGGAGCUGUGGUGGAGACGGGAAAGCUAGGAAGCUGUGGAAGUCAGACAGCAUUGUACGUGGCAUGGCCCUGGACCUGCAGCUCCGAAGCUGGCUUUGGGCAAUCCUAUGUCUCUCCCUUCCUGCGGGGGCCGUGUCCCGAUGGCACACAGGAGAGCCUAUGGACAGUGCUGGUGCAGGCGGUGUUCCCCUGGAGCCAGAGCACCCGGACAUGAUGUUUGAGUUCCUGUGGACAGGGCUGAAACUGGACACCAUGGGACAGUUCCACCUGCGGGAUGAGGAGCUGGCAUCGACGCGCCCUGGCCGACGGCUCACCCUCUUCUUCCAGCAUUGGGUCCCCAGCACCUUGGCUGGGACUGAGCAACAGCUGCGGCAGUGGCACCAGGCAGCUCCCCUGAGCCCCGCAAACUUCCAGCAGCUGCUGCUCACCAGUGUGGCAUGUGUCUAUCGCCUCCACGCAGCUCUCGAGGGAGAGGAGAGGGCUCACUGGGCUGAACUCUUCUCCCUUUUGGGACAGGAAAUACUCCAGGACCUGUGCAAGGACCACUGUCCCCAGGGCCAGAUCCCCUUGCUGAGUCCUUGGGCCUUCCCAAAUGACCCAUCUCAGCAACACUCCAGCCCUUAA
Messenger RNA from Trichosurus vulpecula (common brushtail), 661 nucleotides. It is a transcript of the gene FAM180B, whose product is annotated as family with sequence similarity 180 member B. The record is from RefSeq and is a predicted model, not a curated record. Bases 2 to 661 code for a protein of 219 amino acids. The transcript is spliced from 3 exons. Lineage: Eukaryota; Metazoa; Chordata; Mammalia; Diprotodontia; Phalangeridae.